CGCGACGAGAAACCAGCGGAGGCGCUCGCCCUAGCUUCUUCUUCCUUCCUUGAAUUAACUCUUCCACCAUUUGAUCAACCCCUUCCGAUUCCGAUUCCUAGAUAAAACUAGCUCGCUCGCUCGCUGCCGCUGGCUUGUGCCUCGGUCACAGCCGAAUCAGCCUGAGCCAAUCGAUCGCGCGUGUUCCGCCGACCGCCGAUGCCGACGACGCCUCUUGCCGCGCACCAAGAGCCAUGAACUGCACCGACGUCGAGAUCAGGAACACGCUUCGCCUCCUUGUGCCCAAGGCCACCGAGGACAUGUCCCGCCUCCACCAGGCCUACGACCGCGGCUAGCUAAUUAGCAACUACUGCUAGUGUUCGUCCCAUUGAAUUCCUUGCACCGGCCGUGCUAGCUAGGGUGCGGCGUGCGUGCUCACGUAGAAGAAGAAGAGGAGGAGGAGGAAAGCUAGUGUGUGAGCUGUUUGUUGUGCGUAGCUUUGUUGCGAUGAAGGAAGGAGGCGAGAGGAGGAACAUCCUGGCCAAGACGAUCGACAGGUGCCGGUCGCUCGGCCACCGGACGAGCAGGCGGCCCCCGGCGCCGCCGCCGUCGACGGCCUCCUCCGGCGUGCCGGCGGGGUUCUUCGCGGUGCUGGUGGGCCCGGAGAAGGAGCGGUUCGCGGUGCGCGCCCGGUGCGCCAACCACCCGCUGUUCCGGGCGCUGCUGGACCAGGCCGAGACGGAGUACGGCUUCGCCGGCUGCGACGGCCCGCUCGAGCUGCCCUGCGACGUCGACGCCUUCAUGGACGUCAUGUGGCAGAUGGAGCAGGCGGACCCCACCGCGUCGCCCCGAUGCAGGGGGUACCACCAACACCAGGGGUACCAGAUGAUGAGCACCCCGGCAAGGUUCCUCGUCGCCGGCCGCUCCUGAUCGCUCUCCGCCGGCCGGCCGGCAGCUCAGUCAUCUCACGCGCGCCCGUUCUUUAGUUAAUAAAUUGUAACGUUUCGUGAUGUAACGGUUGGCACGUGUUGGCGCA
Messenger RNA from Oryza brachyantha (malo sina), 1015 nucleotides. RefSeq names its product auxin-responsive protein SAUR19-like. Lineage: Eukaryota; Viridiplantae; Streptophyta; Magnoliopsida; Poales; Poaceae. The transcript has a single exon. Bases 487 to 909 code for a protein of 140 amino acids. The record is from RefSeq and is a predicted model, not a curated record. Gene Ontology annotation, biological process: response to auxin.